Messenger RNA from Dacryopinax primogenitus, 729 nucleotides. RefSeq lists its product as uncharacterized. Gene Ontology annotation, biological process: mycotoxin biosynthetic process. The transcript is spliced from 2 exons. The record is from RefSeq and is a predicted model, not a curated record. Bases 1 to 729 code for a protein of 242 amino acids. NCBI's taxonomy places the organism in Eukaryota, Fungi, Basidiomycota, Dacrymycetes, Dacrymycetales, Dacrymycetaceae.
AUGCCCCCCAGGAAACUCAUAUUCUCCCCCAGCACUUUCCUGCCCAAGUCCUCCGGGACGAAGCUGCGGGGUAUAUCCCUCGCCCUCGUUGCUGCCCUCGUCCUGGCCCUCGUGUUGAACAUAGGGGCUCUGUUCAUGCAUGUCAAGAUCCUCUCCCGUGGAAGUAAGGAGUACACGUACUUGGAAGGGGACCGACCCCGAGAGCUGCCCAUCAAAGUCCGCACGGUAAACAUGGGCUUCCACGACGACCCGGAGCACUACGCCAUGGCCGGUAUCCCCGCUUGGGCAGAAUGGAACGCCAUCCGCCCUCACGGCAAGGGCUUCGCCUUCCUAGGGGAAGAAUACUUCGCUUUCGGCGUCUCUAUGUGGCACCAGAUGCACUGUCUGAACCAUAUCCGCGCUGCUCUUGUAAACGGGGACGACGGCUCCGACCAUACAGAACACUGCUUCCACUAUUUGAGGCAAGGUAUCCUCUGCGCAGCGGAUACGACGCUCGAGCCUGGGGGGACAGGGAUGCUGAUAGAGAAUGGGGACAAGGUCGCUACGGGGGGAGGGGUAGUGCAUACAUGUAGGGAUUGGAGACAGGUGCAUGAUUGGAUGGAGGAGAAACAUGCGGGGUGGACGGAGGAGCAGCAAGUGAGGAUUAAUGUGCCUAGUGGACAUGCAGGACAUGGAGAAGGACAGGAGAAGAAUGAGCAUGAGGAUCAUGAGGGACACGGCAGCUAUUAG